Messenger RNA from Paramisgurnus dabryanus, 2481 nucleotides. Its product is annotated as lysocardiolipin acyltransferase 1-like. Gene Ontology annotation, biological process: phosphatidylinositol acyl-chain remodeling. The record is from RefSeq and is a predicted model, not a curated record. NCBI's taxonomy places the organism in Eukaryota, Metazoa, Chordata, Actinopteri, Cypriniformes, Cobitidae. Gene Ontology annotation, molecular function: acyltransferase activity. Gene Ontology annotation, cellular component: endomembrane system; endoplasmic reticulum.
AUGGCAAUGGUGUCUGUAAGAGGUCUCUUCUUCAUCGUUACUCUUUUCCUGGGCAGCUUUUUUGGCAGCGUGUUUAUGUUGGGUCCAGUUUUGCCUGUGAUGCUGUUGUCACCUGCGUGGUACCGCUGGAUUACUGACCGCAUUGUUGCCACCUGGCUCACUCUUCCAGUGGCAUUGUUGGAGCUGGUGUUUGGGGUGAAGGUGGUGAUAACAGGUGACGGUUUUGUGCCUGGUGAGCGAAGCGUAAUAAUAAUGAACCAUCGCACCAGAUUGGAUUGGAUGUUCCUGUGGUGUUGUCUGUUGAGGUUCAGCUACUUGCGUCUGGAGAAGAUCUGCCUUAAAGUGGCGAUAAAGGUUGUGCCUGGAUUCGGUUGGGCAAUGCAAGUCGCCUCCUUCAUCUUUAUCCAGCGUCGCUGGGAAGAUGACCGCAGUCACAUGACCAACAUGCUGCAGUAUUUCUGCCACAUCAAAGAACCGGUACAGCUUCUGCUGUUCCCAGAGGGAACCGACCUCACUGAUUACACUCGUGCCAAGAGUGAUGAGUUUGCUGAAAGAAACGGUCUUCCAAACUAUAAGUUUGUCCUUCACCCACGUACCACCGGCUUCACCUUCAUCGUAGACACACUGCGCAAAGGUGGUAACUUGGAUGCUGUCCAUGACAUUACUGUUGCAUAUCCUCAAAACAUCCCACAGACGGAGCGCCACCUGGUCCUGGGCCUUUUCCCACGCGAGAUUCACUUUCAUGUGCAACGCUACCCACUGUCGUCUCUGCGCCGAUCAGCUGCGCAGCUGCAGUCCUGGUGUCAGGAACGCUGGGCUGAAAAAGAACAGCGUCUGCAAGAGUUUUAUCAGGCUUCUCCGCGCGCAUUUGACUCCCCUGAAGCUCGUGUGCCUCCAUGUAAGAGCGAGCUGAGAGUAUCACUUAUUAAAGCUGCUUCACGUCUGUACUGGAGCUUCUUCAUCGCUCUGUCUUUUGUGGGGCUGUGGCUCUGGGCUCCCGCACGAGUCUACUUCCUGCUAAUGGUGAUCUUCUUUCUGGGUCAGCAACGGCUAAUGGGCGGAGUUGAGAUGAUGGAAUUGGCGUGUCAUCGAUAUUGGAUUGGUGACGGUUCAACGGACGAACAAAGCAAUGGAACAGAGUUAAAAAAUGAAUGAGAAGAGAUGCUGGACCACGAUUUGCAGUGCGUUUGCUUGUUUAAAGUUAACAGUGGCGCCUCCUGCUGGCUAAGAGCCGCACCAGAGACACAGAGACUCUGAAAAAUAGGAAAUAAGGGGUUUACAAAAUGUCAUUUUCUUAUAUGAUCAAAAAACUCAUACGCAAUUGGUUCCCAAUUACCAGUUAAGGGUGUACAUGUGUCUGUGUUUGUGGCUUUGAGUAUGUUGUUUAUGACAAAUUUGUAUAACAACACGAGUAGUAAAUGGGCAUUACAACAUAAACAUGGACACUUCAAAAACCCAAUCAUUUAAAAUGUGAGCACGUUUUUAUUUUUAUCAAAAACGCUAAAGAUAAGAGUGAUGUUUAGGGGUGGGGAUAGAAAAAUUAGCUCAGUAUGAAAACCAUUACAGCUAAACUGCAUUUGCCAAUCUUUGUUUGUGUGUGUGUAUCUCUAAGGAUUGUUUUAAUAUUGUUAUUUUACACUCUUUUCUAUUUGUUUCUUUUGUCUGAGUUUCAUAUUUAUGUAUAUUUGUUUAGAUUGCUUUUAAACAUUUUUUUCUUUUGUUUUGUUCUUUUAAUUUUAUUUAUCUUACUAGUAUGCUACAGAAGCAUAGUUCAUUACCACUGUUUGUAAAACAGCAGCAAUACAUUGUUUCGGCUUUUUGUUUGUGUCAGACAUCAAAAAACGCUGCUUUUUGAAUGCAUGAUUGCUGCGGCCGUUGCAUAUGCUGCAGUUUCAAUGGGCCGGCCGUUCGCUCGCGUUAAUCUGUCUGUGAUGUCACACGGUCUUUUGGUGAUGUUAAAUUAGCCGCUUCUUCAGUCAAGAGCGAGUUGCUGUGAAAAUGCUACAUGAUUUCUUUGUGUUACUCUUUAUGAAUAUUUACUACAUUAGAAUCUUACACAUCAGGACAAUGUUGAGUUACCAAUAUACUACGUUUCUGAAUAAUGACUCAAUUGAAUGGUUCAGAUUCUUAUCCUGCUAUCAUUUAUAUCCCUUGUUUUUUCUUCUGUUAAUUUUUGUUUUUAUUUACAUUACCCUUCUCCCUGUCUGUCUCACCUUUGGCCUAUGAUGUGACAUUGCUUGUCAAAUGCACAUAUUUACAAACUACCAGAACACUAAUAUUUACAUUGGCUGCAUGUUAAUAAUUCAUGUGUCAUAGUAGUAAAACAUGUUUAAAUAGCCAAUGUAAAUGACUAGUACGUAAAUGACUUGUGUUGAUUAGUAUUUGCACUGGUUUUAGAGUUAAUCUGGUACAUAAAUUACUUUGACCUGUUCACUGUGAUGGAAAACGUCUGCAUGAAUAAAUGUCAAAAUGGGUCCUGCA